Varroa destructor (honeybee mite) is the source of this 1944-nucleotide messenger RNA. RefSeq lists its product as uncharacterized. Lineage: Eukaryota; Metazoa; Arthropoda; Arachnida; Mesostigmata; Varroidae. The record is from RefSeq and is a predicted model, not a curated record.
UUACUUUUACAAUGAACUAUAACAGAAAGUCAUUGUGAUUCCAGCGCAGGGAUUAGCGGUGCGAUUGAAUGCUAUAAAGUGACUGCCAUCCUGCGGCCAUCCUGGUCAUCAGACCAUAGUUGUAUGGGCAGAACAGCAGCGCGUUCUGGCAGAGGAGUGAACACAUCCAGGCCGUCCGUCAGCUAAGGGAAGAAAGCAAAAGAGCGAUCGUGCGACUAAAACCUUGGAACGGAGUGUCCCAGACAAAAACGUGGCACCGGGAGAGCUUUCGACUGACGCAGGAUUUGAAACCAUCCCAAAAACUCACUUUAAAAUAUCACGACUAUACCAGUAGCUCACCGCAACGUCCGCAUUCAACUGAAGCGUCAGUUAUCGGAAAGACGCGGGUACAGGGGCAAGGUUGGUCUUUUGCUCCUCUCCGGAACAGAGCAACGAUACUUGCAAAGGAUUUACCGUCGUUCCAGAAAACAACGCGGACAAUAGAGCCCCGUCGAUGAACUGACCGCGCUCGAAGCGAAGCAGAAGCACGCGAGAUCCACAUUUUCCAACACACGUGCACAGCACAAAUAUUUGGAAGAAGAUUUCGGUCUUCGCGAUCUAUUGAGCGUAUCGCUUGACUGUGAAAGGGCUACGCUGGUUGCUUGAAAGACUGUUCCGCUAAUCAAGGAAAAGCAGAGGAUAGUAAUGUGAACCUGAUAAACCACCUGUGAAUUGGAAUUGAGUAGAGAGGCUACAGCAGGACAGGUGUAUUCGCAUCUAAGCGGCCCGUAGCGAUCCGAAGAAAAGUGCCUCGACGGCGUGGCGCCAGAAAAGCCCUAGAGGAACGAAAAUAUAUCUCAGAAGAAUAUCUGAUUCAAUUGUGCCUUUACUGAUCGAAAAAUCAGUGUGCGUUGGUCAAUCAUGGUUACAAUGACGGCCGCGUUAGCAAUGCUAUUCACUAUAGUGAUUGUUCAAGUGAUCCAAAUUAUAGCGAAUCCGUUGGAACAAAGCCGAAACGAGACUAUGGAUCUUUGGAAUCUCGGUGAGCCAGACAACUGCCCUCCAUUUCCGAACUGUGCUCCAGGAUAUACCUGUUGGGUAUAUCAACAUCCCAAUAACUGCCCGGUCUGUGAAUGUGUCGCUUGCGGUGAGCGGUCCUGUAUUCCAAGACCGGGUGAACUUUGCCGGUGGUCAAAGCACUCAAGAAAUGCAGCGGAAUGUGGAACCUGCUAUUGCGAACCCUGUCCAGCAUCUCCAACCUCCUGUCAACCCGGAUGCCGUCGCGUGGUGUCGCAUUCAGGCUGUACUUUCUGCAAAUGCCCCCAUUUUGAAAAGGAGAUCAGCACAAGGCAGCAUGCCAAUUCAGAUGCCGACGAACGGCCGGUGCAGAAGCCCGAAACUCCUAGACUGAAUCCCUAUGACCCCUAAGACAUCUAUUUAAUAAUAUCGCUAACUAUAUAAUAAUCGAUAAUGAUGUUUAUAUAUACAGUCAUCACUGUUAUCAUGGUUCUCAUCAGUCGCUCUCCGAGCAAAAGACGUUUAAGUCGAUGUUCUUUUUUUCUGCCUUAGAUUCUGCCGCGUUCAUUAAACCACAUUGCAUUUGAUAGAUAAUUGUUCCUCACAAUGAUAUUCUGAAAUCGUAGUAUUUACAUCGAUUGUGUCCGUGUAAUGCACGUGCGUGUAUAGACGCAUCUAUGGGUCAUGCACCGAGCAACUUGUCGAUGUACUGAUUCGGGUUCGUUCAAACACGAACGGUUUCUACGAAAAAGCGCCCAGUCGAAAUGCGUUUGCGUGUUACGGGUAGCACGAGGUCACCCUACUUUCAAACACGAAGGGAAACCGGAUCUGAUAAAUAUCUGCCAAGAUUACACAACUAAGUACAAACGCUUACACACAGAUGAAUAAUAAAAAAAAAAAAGGGGUGGCAUGACAAUUACCAAUGAAUCGUCAUUAAUAAAUGGUAUG